Merops nubicus (carmine bee-eater) is the source of this 3012-nucleotide messenger RNA. It is a transcript of the gene NUP160, whose product is annotated as nucleoporin 160kDa. The transcript has 27 exons. Gene Ontology annotation, molecular function: structural constituent of nuclear pore. Gene Ontology annotation, cellular component: nuclear pore. The record is from RefSeq and is a predicted model, not a curated record. The annotation marks the transcript as partial. Lineage: Eukaryota; Metazoa; Chordata; Aves; Coraciiformes; Meropidae.
UGUGUCUUCCAGCUGGUGAGCACUGAGAGCAACCGCUACAGCCUCGACCACAUCUCCUCCCUCUUUUCCUCCCAGGAGACACUCGUCGACUUUGCCUUAACCUCGGCUGAGAUCUGGGCGCUGUGGCACAACGAGGAGAACCAAACCAUUGUGAAGUACAUCAACUUUGAGCACAACGUCGCGGGCCAGUGGAACCAGGUCUUUGUGCAGCCACUGCCUGAGGAGGAGGUGACAGUUCGACAUGAUCAGGACCCCAGGGAAGCCUACCUGGAGUAUCUCUUCACGCCUGGCAGGUUCACAAACGCAGCCAUCCAGAAGGCUCUGCAGAUCUUUUCUCAAGGAACUGAGAGACACGUGGAUCUGACGUGGGAUGAGUUAAAAAAGGAGGUUACCUUGGCUGUGGAAAGCGAGUUCCAGAACAGUGUGACAGAGUACGAGUGCUCACUGGAGGAGUUCUGGCAGCUGCAGGUGGAGUUCUGGUCCAAGUUCUAUGCCUGCUGCCUUCAGUACCAGGAAGCUCUCUCGCGGCCGCUGGCGCUGCACCUGAACCCCUACACCAACAUGGUGUGCCUGCUGAAGAAGGGCUCCCUGUCUUUCCUGGUGCCCUGCUCCUUGGUGGACCAUCUCUAUCUCCUCUCCAGUGAGCACCUCCUGACUGAGGAUGAUGCUGCCAUCUUUGAUGAUUUGGAGAUGUCUCGUGAUGUUGUCUGUCUUGUCCAGUGCCUUCGCCUGAUCGGAGAAUCAAUUUCCAUGGAAAUGGCAUUCAUCAUGGAAAUGGCAUGCUCACGCCUCCAGCCUCCAGAAAAGGCUGCAGAGCAGAUCCUGGAGGACUUGAUAGCUAACGACACGGAAAAUGUGAUGGAGGAUAUACACAGCAAACUGCAGGAGAUCCGGAACCCCGUCCACGCCAUCGGAGCGCUCAUCCGGGAGAUGGACUAUGAGACAGAGGCAGACACAGAAAGAGGUGAGAGCUCCACUCAUCACCUCCCCAUGAGGCUGAACCUCAGCCAGCUGUACGGCAGCGGUACCGCCGUGGGCGUGGUGUGCUGGGGCGUGUCCAAAAUUGCCACCAUCCGUUUCCUGCUCUGCAGGGACCUGCUGGUCCUCCAGCAGCUGGUCCUGAGGCUCGGAGAUCCUAUGGUUUUGGGAGGGGGACAGCUCUUCCAGUCUCAGCAGGACCUGCUGCACCGCACCUCUCCCCUGCUGCUCUCCUACUACCUGAUCCGGUGGGCGAGCCAGUGCCUGGCCUCUGACGUCCCUGUGGACACCCUGGAAUCUAAUCUGCAGCAUCUCUCUGUGCUGGAGCUGGCAGACACCACUGUGCUUGCACCCCACAAGCUAGUGUCUGGCCCGCAGACAAUCGUGGAGCUGUUCUUCCAGGACGUGGCCAGAAAGCACAUCAUAGCCAGACUCUUCUCACAACCAAAUGCUGCUUUGGGUGAAACGAGUUUGAACUGGCCCCAUCUCUUCACUGCCAUCGUGGCCGACUUCCUGCCCCUCCUGUGGCCCAGCAAUCCUGGCUUCCUCUUCCCUGAGUGCCUGAUGGGGAGCUGUCAGUACACCCAGCUCCAGGAGUACAUCCGCCUGCUGCAGCCCUGGUGCCACGUCAACAUGGGCUCCUGCUGCUUCCUGAUGGGCCGCUGCUACCUCGUCACGGGUGAGGGGCACAAGGCUCUGGACUGCUUCCGCCAGGCGGCCUCCGAGGUGGGGAGGGAGGAGUUCCUGGAGAGGCUGAUCCAGCCCGAGGAGGGGGAGCUGCUCUCCACCCCACGCCUGCAGUACUACAACAAGGUUCUGCGCUUGUUGGACAUGGUGGGGUUACCAGAGCUGGUCAUCCAGCUGGCCACCCUGGCCAUCAUGGAAUCAGCAGAUGACUGGAGGAGCCAGGCUACUUUGAGGACUUGCAUCUUCAAGCAUCACUUGGAUUUGGGACACAACAGUGAAGCAUAUGUAGCCUUAACCCAAAACCCAGAUCCGAGCAGGCAGCUGGACUGUCUACGCCAGCUAGUGGUGGUUCUCUGCGAGCGCUCCCAGCUCCAGGACCUGGUGGAGUUCCCCUACGUCAACCUCCACAACGAGGUCGUGGGGAUCAUCGAGUCGCACGCGCGGGCCGUGGACCUGAUGACCCACAACUACUACGAGCUGCUCUACGCCUUCCACAUCUACCGCCACAACUACCGCAAGGCGGGGACGGUGAUGUUCGAGUACGGGAUGCGCCUGGGCAGGGAGGUUCGGACGCUCCGAGGGCUCCAGAAACAGGGCAACUGUUUCCUGGCUGCCCUGAACUGCCUGCGCCUCAUCCGCCCCGAGUACGCCUGGAUAGUGCAGCCGGCUGCUGGAGCUGUGUAUGAACGCCCUGGAGCGUCCCCGAAGAGAAACCACGACGGGGAGUGCAUGGCUGUGCCAACAGCUCGCCAAGUUGAGAUCCUGGAGCUGGAGGAUUUGGAGAAGGAGUGUGUGCUGGCACGGAUCCGGCUGACUCUGGUGCAGCACGACCUGUCCACAGCAGCCAUGGCAGGCAGCUCCACGCCCCAGGAGACGGUGGCUCUCCUGAUCCGCGCCGGGCUCUUCGACACAGCCAUCACCCUCUGCCAGACCUUCAAGCUGCCCCUGACCCCAGUCUUUGAGGGACUCACUUUUAAGUGCAUCCAGCUGCAGCUCGGUGGGGAGGCGGCGCAGGCUGAGGCCUGGGACUGGCUGGCAGCAAACCAGCUCUCCUCACUGGUGACCACCAAGGAGUGCAGUGCCACAGACGAGGCCUGGCGGCUGCUCUCAGCCUACCUGGAGCAGUACCCAUCCCAGAACAGCCUGCACCAUCGCUGCGUCAUCAACAAGCUCCUGGCACACGGGAUCCCUCUGCCCAACUGGCUCAUUAACAGCUACAAGAAAGUGGAUGCUGCCGAGCUGCUGCGCCUCUACCUGAACUACGACCUGCUGGAGGAGGCCGUGGAGCUGGUCCUGGAGUAUGUGGACGCCGUGCUGGGCAAGGGGCACCGGUAUUUUGGCAUCGAG